AUGCCAUCAUUUUCGAAUCCUGAAAUAGAUAAAACUGAUAUUGUUGGUGGCAAACUAGAUCUUCAUACGCUUGGCCUAUCAACCUCUAUAGCAAUUGAAUAUCUCGAACAUGUAAAAAUUCUCUUAGAAAAAAUUAAGCAAAAACAACCAAAAGUAGUUAGUCAUCCUUCUUUUACCAAAGUUCCAAGAUUUAAUUUAUAUUGCGCAAAUGAAGCUAUAGCCAUUCCUUAUGUUAGUCCAAUGUUGGCUGAAAGUUUAGAAAAUCUGCUACCCAUUUUAUAUCAAGUAGGUGAUAGUGAAAGAUUUCUGAAUUCAAAUAUUUUAUUCAGUUUCAGAGCUUUCGAUCCAAGUAAAUUUCAAUUACCUAAAUACACUACAACAAAUUUUGCUAAUUUACCAUUCAAAGAGUUAACUAAAGUAAUUCUUGAAGUUUAUAAAGAAGCAUGUCAUUAUUUUCAAAGUUUUGUGCCCAACAAAAUUACUCAAUUUUCAAUAGAAUGUUCUUGCGAUUUUAUUAAGAAUUACAUACUUAAUAAAAACACACCAAAUAAAGCAGAAAACAAAUCUUUUCAAGAUAUUCCAAAGGCUAUUAAUGCUGUUGCAAUUACUCUUAAUUGUGAUGUUAAAGAGUUAGAUGAGAAAUUUCUUGAAUGUUUAAAGUGGAAGAAUAUUGGUAUUGUCCCGGAUUUAGAAGUUGAAGCUUGA
Molecule: messenger RNA, 705 nt
Organism: Racocetra persica
Lineage: Eukaryota; Fungi; Glomeromycota; Glomeromycetes; Diversisporales; Gigasporaceae
Source: the annotation of a GenBank genome assembly